CAGCUGAAUAAUUUGCUAGCUGCCAUGAAUGUCCAUUGUCCUCAUCAUAAUUCACUAAAAUCAAGAGAAAAUGAAGUUGGAGACAUAAUAGAGUGUCAGGCAAAUGCUUCAGAAAGGAAGUUUUUACUUGACGAAGCUUUCCAGUCAAUGACCAUUGAUGCAGAAGGUAAUGAACAAGCAGGUAUUAAUGCAUCCACAGACACUUGUUGGCAGAAGAAAGGUUCUGGAAGGGCUUACAAUAGUUUGUCAGGUGUGGCAUCACUGAUAGGGGAAAAAACAGGGAAAAUUGUGCAUCACACCCUCAGAAUAUCCAGCUGCCGUAUAUGUCGGAAUGCACAAAAGAAGGGAAGACCACCUAUACCACACAAUUGUAAAAAAAAACUGGUCAGGGACAGCAAAGGGCAUGGAACCAGACAUGGUAGUACAGUUGGUGAAGGAUGUACAUGAACAAAAUAUUGAAAUUAAUGAACUGGCAGGUGAUGAUGAUUCUGUUGGGUUUGACAGGGCAAAGAAACUUCUUCCAAAUUCU
Molecule: messenger RNA, 529 nt
Organism: Mytilus californianus (California mussel)
Lineage: Eukaryota; Metazoa; Mollusca; Bivalvia; Mytilida; Mytilidae
Exons: 3
Coding region: 25-447 (140 amino acids)
Source: RefSeq, a predicted model, not a curated record